AUGGCAGAAUUUUACCAUUCAGAUUUUGAAAUCGUUGCUUUAGAAGACUAUAUUUCUUCUUUGGACUUUUCCACUCUUCCAAGAAUUCUGGAGAUUCACUCUGGAGUUUAUUUUCAAGGGUCAGUCUACGAAAUAUCAGGAAAUGAAUGCUGUUUGUCGACAGGAGAGUUUGUUAAAAUAGUUCACGUCGAGCUGCAGAAAGUUGUUUGUGAAAAAGUGGAUGAUAAAUCCAAAUUCGACCUCCCACUGAACUACCCAGGGAACUUCAAGCUUAUUCCUGAAGAAUUUCCUUUCAGCUCAAUUGAAGAAAUAAUUAAGUCAAGAGAAAUUGAGGAAGGUGGUUCAGAAGUAAUCACUUUCCAGUCCUUGACUGAUAUUGUCACUGAGCAUGCUUUUGUUCGGAAGGGAAAUCCCAUAACAAUCAUUUCAACAAAGCUCUACGAGGGACAUAUGUAUGCAGAUUGUACCGUCAACAGCAGUUCUGAGCAAUACCAUGUUUGGCUUCCAUUACUGCUAAAAGGGCAUUUUAAUGAAUGUGAAGAUAACAAAUUGUACACAGUCAAGGAAAUCAUUGAAUCAAAAUCUCUAACAAAAAGGAGAGUAAAGUUAGUUGAAACUGAAGGAGUCUGCACACCCAAUCAUUUUAAUGGGGAACUGAUCAUUUCACCAGUUUAUGAAAUUCAAGCAAUUAUGAAUCACAGAAAAGAGAUCGUGAAAAUACCUUCAACUUUGGAAGUUGACGUGAGGGACGUCACAGAGGAACAGAAAGAUCUUACAUUCAUCAAACCGUUAUCAUUGACUGAUAUUUCAAACCAACCUCAAGACACGUUUCCAAUAAUCGCUGAGAUCGUGGAUGCCCCAGACCAACAAGCUCCUUUCAAAGCUGAAUGGUUCAGUUUACUUAAAAAGGGCAGAAAUAUAAUAAUUUACAAGAAAGUGGUGUUGAAGCAAAUUCUUGCAACAUCAGUACACAAGAAGAUUUCUCAUCAUUUUCUAAUCUCUGAACAUUAUAAGGGAACUUUCAAAAGACGUCCACGGGAGUUUCCAACUGUAUUUGAUCUCAGCAAUGCCAUAACCGAAGAAGACCCAUUAUGCAUUGUGGUUACAAAUGACUGCACAUGGAAUGAAGAUGAAUUAUCUUCUCUCUGUGUUGGGGACCGCUUGGUUACUAUGUUUAAGAGUACUUCACAAGUGACCAUUGAUGGUGUCCUUCAGAAUUUGGAUGUGGUUGUGUGCAGCAAGGUCCCAGAGGAUGAGGAGGAGGAUGAGGAGGAGGGGGAUGCUUCCCAGAUUCUUAAGCUUCCCCUUUACCUGGAGGGUCGAUUUGUAGAAGAACUCCGUGACACAAAGAAAUACAAAUUCUCAGAAAUAUAUGAAAAAUUCAAACUCCCUUUACAAGUUAAGGUCACGUCUAAAGAUCCUUUCUUACCGAAUGACACCUUGACAUCCUUCCCAACAAUCAGACUGGAGGAGAUCUUUGAGAUGCCUACUUUAAUUGUCAGCUCUCUGGACAAUCCUUCUGAGUGCUUCUCAAUCCCAGUAGAAUGGGUGACUAUGACCGUCCAAGUCUUGGAAGAUUAUUGUGGAAAAGGCUUCUGCUACGAACAUGUGGCCACAGUAGAAGAAUUAACCAACUUCAUGUACUAUAACCUGUGGAAAGGGUCUACUCAGACUCAAUGUCCUCCACCUCGGCCUCCUAAACGACUUAGCAAAGGAACUCUCUCAGUACCAUCCAUCCCAGUUAAAAAUCCUUCUAACUCUUCUCUUCCAGACAACAAUCAGGUCAAACCACCCUCACUUCCUGAGAGAUCAUAUGCCUGUCCGAACUCUAACACUGCCACCAAGAGCAAGACAUUGCCAAUGGGAAAACUCUUUUCCAAGCAGCAUGCAGAAGCUACUCCUAAUGAAUACGCAAAAGCCCAGAAAAGGGUAAAAAAGAAAACUCCUCAGGUUCCUAAAGUUCCUUCCAAUGAAACAGCAGAGGAAUUAAGCUGUGAAUAUGACCAUGAUUAUGAAAGUUUGGAAGAAGUUGUUCCAGGGGCUUUAAAUAAAAAAGCACAGAUUCCUUUCAAUGAAGUAACAGAAGAGUUGAACUUUGACAGUGACCAUGACUAUGAACAAGUAGAAGGAGUCAACCUAAAGACUCUACAGUCAAUGAGAAUAUGGACACCAUAGCUUUUGAAGAAUAAGCAACCUGGGGAUGCCCAAGGAUUGGAGGAUGAAUAGCUCCUGAGGAAACUGCACUGAAGUGACUGAACCCGAAGUAUGAUAAACAAUAAUUUGGAAAGACAUUUUUUGAAGAGGAAGCAAAGAGAACAACUUUCACUUCCAGAGCUAUAGACCUGUAUAUUUUGACAAUGUCAACAUUAUCCGUUUUAACAUUUCUGUGCUGCAAUCUAGAUGGCAAUGAAAUCAACAUGAAAUGAAAUAGGGAAGCUUCUCUCAUCCUGGUUUGCAUCUUUACCAUCAGGUUUUCAGUUAUGCUCUUCAGGGUUUAAUCCCCUGCUUUGAUUAUUAGUACUAAAAUUGUUUAUCACAAUACUGUAUAAAAGUCAUAAGCAUAUAUAUUAUAGAGCUUAGGAUUUUUGCACUGUACUUUUUGUACUGUACUGCUGCCACAAAAAAAAAACAAAUUUCAUGACGUGUGAAUGAUGAUAUUCCUGUUUCUGAUAGGGGUCCCUUAUUGUGGAUUGAG
Molecule: messenger RNA, 2695 nt
Organism: Hypanus sabinus (Atlantic stingray)
Lineage: Eukaryota; Metazoa; Chordata; Chondrichthyes; Myliobatiformes; Dasyatidae
Gene: themis2
Product: thymocyte selection associated family member 2
Exons: 7
Coding region: 1-2175 (724 amino acids)
Biological process (GO): T cell receptor signaling pathway
Source: RefSeq, a predicted model, not a curated record